AUGAGGUGGGCCCUCUUGAGCUUGGUGUUCCACCUGGCCAUCUCGGUCGACAAUGCCUUCGAGGCUGUUCCAAAUAACCUUUUAAUAGCCGCACCUCAAGAGCACAAGGAACGGAUGGGGCAAGAUGAAAAACAUGACAAAGAAGAAUGGGCUGAAUUCAAGAAUACAACCAAAAAUGGGUGGGGAAAGAUGAAGAAUAUGACACAAGAAGAAUGGGCUAAACUGAAAAACACAACCAGCAAUGGCUGGGCAAAGCUCAAGAAUGGGACGAAGAAUGGAUGGGAUAAAAUGAAAAACAUGACUCAAAAUGGGAUGGACAAGACGAAGAAUUUUACAAAUAUUGCCAUGAACUGGACGAAGACGGAGUUAGGGGAGUGGAAGAAUGAUACCAAGGAAGGAUGGGCAAAUCUGAAGAAUUUGACAAAAGAAGGGUGGGACAAAUUGGCAAAUUCGACAAAGAACGGGAUAGCCCAACUGACAAAUGCGACACAGGCUGGAUGGGCUAAUGCGAAGAAUUUGACAAUGAUCAGCUGGGAUAUGGUGCAAGGAAAGAUUGAAGCGAUGAAGCAGGAGAGUAGAAAGGAUCACGAGUUGUGGAUCAAUUUGGUGAAUGAUAGCAUUGUUGAAACGGAUGAAAAAACGAUGAAUCCUAGCGCGCCGGAAAUAUUGGUAGAUCCAACACCCCAACAGCAACAACAACAAUUACCAAUGAUGAAAAUUGAUAAUUUCUGGGAGCACGGCCCGGCGGAAAAUGUUCAAAGACAGGUCGUACAGGCUUCAGUUCAAAAAGAAACAACGGUGGGCUUAGGGCAAGCCGAACCAUUCGGCGAAUUUGUUUCUAAUCAAUUCCAACAGACCCUCGCCCAUAUGAAUCAGCAAAACCAAACGGCACGCAAACGACGAGCCGACGAAAUCUUUGCCCAAUUGGCCUCCGAAGCACAAACUAACAUCGAGAAGCUGACCCAGGGCAAUGAUAACCAAAUUUUUGGCAAUCUCGGAGUGAAAGUCAAUGAAAAUGGGGCAAAUGUGAUGGAAAAUGGCAUGGAAGAUCUUGAUCCAGCCCUCAUCCAGAAUAUGUUCGAUGCGGCAAAAUCAUUGAGCUCUGCCUUGCUCAACUUCACCCAGACCAAUCUCACUGAAAUGCUGAGAUCGAACGAUUCAAAGAAUUUCUCAAAAGCUGAGAUCCAGGAAAUGCUUACCGCCACCCAACAGUCAUUUCAGCAAAUUAAUCAAUUAGUUGAGAAGACGAUUAGUAUGAAUAACGAAAAUGCCGGGCAAGUGAUGAAGGAUAUUCCAAAUGAGAGCGUUGGGCUUGGAAAUGUGACGACGAGUAUGGAAAGUGCUAUUAGUGAUGCUCAAGCAGCGCUGAAUGUCGACAACCCAAGCAAGCUCCAGGAAGCCAUCGACCGCGCAAACGAUGCGAUCCAGAAACAACUUGACGCUCUCAAUUCCGUUACAAUUGCGACCCAGAUGACCAUGGCACCAUCCGUUGCCGGCUCGGUCGUUACCGAAAAAACCUCGACGCUCUCACCGGCUAGUCUGAGCCCGGAUUCAGUCGUUCUCAUCUCCUCAACGGAGGUUAUUGUGAUUGGCCCAGCCUUCACAACGACUGAGCCCGCCUCUGUUGCGGCUUCUGCAGCCACUACCGCUCCUUCAUCUGCUGCAGUUUCCGUCGCUGGUUCUUCUUCUUCCAUGGCCUCAGGAGUUCCCUCGUUGGCGACGACUGGAACGUCGACUGCAGUCAAUAUGUCCAGCGUCGUCUCGAUGGCUUCCUCAGCAGGAGUCUCGGGUUCCACAGUCUCUGCAGUUGUGGAUAACGCUACAUCAUCCACUACCACCGCAGUGUCUAUGACUUCUGCCGCUUCACGGGGGGCAAGCGUCGCGACCACCAUAGGCGCUGCUCUCGCUGAUAAUUCCACGACCACCGUACCGGCUGCGGUUAAUAUUACCGUGCUCACCGAGGCCGCAUCCACGCUGCCAGCCCUGACCCGCGACCCUGGAGAGCUGGUGCCAAUUCCAGACUUUGCAAAAUACAAUGGUUGUGUAAUUCACCAGGUCGAUCCACACUCGAAAGUCAGCAACUCGGCAUACCAGGAAGUGGGCAAAACGCAAGAUUGUGAAGCGCUUUGCAAAGCGGAAACAAUGUUCCAAUGCCAGGCUUAUACAUGGGCUGGCAAGCUCUAUGAUAUUCUGCUU
Messenger RNA from Mesorhabditis spiculigera, 2196 nucleotides. The record is from the annotation of a GenBank genome assembly. NCBI's taxonomy places the organism in Eukaryota, Metazoa, Nematoda, Chromadorea, Rhabditida, Rhabditidae.